Sorex araneus (European shrew) is the source of this 1235-nucleotide messenger RNA. It is a transcript of the gene PLSCR4, whose product is annotated as phospholipid scramblase 4. The transcript is spliced from 9 exons. The coding region runs from base 148 to 1170 and encodes 340 amino acids. The record is from RefSeq and is a predicted model, not a curated record. Gene Ontology annotation, molecular function: phospholipid scramblase activity. Gene Ontology annotation, cellular component: plasma membrane. Gene Ontology annotation, biological process: plasma membrane phospholipid scrambling. NCBI's taxonomy places the organism in Eukaryota, Metazoa, Chordata, Mammalia, Eulipotyphla, Soricidae.
CCUCCUGCACCGCCGCGCGUCUCGGGUCCCGGUUGUGCCUGCAGCUCCCGAUCCGGCUCCUCGCUCGGCCUUAGCUCUGGGGACCCCACCGGCCCCCGAGGCUGGGCGCUGCGCAGAGCCCCGGCGGAUUCAUUGGGAUUCCUCAAAAUGUCAGGUACAGUCCCCACCGCCCCUCUGGUGCCAGGGGGUGAAAUGGAAAACCAAGUCCAGUUUCCGACUUCAAAGCCUGACCCCCCUCCUGCCUACAGCUCCUACGUCCCAGGGCCCCCGGGAGCCGCCGUGCCCCCUGCCGCAGGCUACCCCGCAGGCUACCCCGCAGGCUACCCCGCAGGCCCGCCUACCGCCUACUACAGCGCCCAGCAGCCCACCACCUUCCCCUUGUACCAGCCGGGCAACACCGCUCCCAUCCAGUACCAGCCCGGCAGGUACCCAGCGCCAAGACAAACGGUUCCCCUGACGUGGAUGGCCGGCCCGACUUCCGUGCCGGACUGCCCUCCCGGCCUGGAGCUGCUCACCCAGUUGGAUAACAUACACGUCCUUCAGCACUUUCAGCCCAUAGAAAGGAUAGUCAACUUCGAGGCCAAUAACAGAUACGAUGUUCGAAACAAGGAGAACCAGAUGGUGUACAUGGUGUGCGAAGACACGGACGACUACACCCGGAACAUCUACAAGGGCCUGCGGCCCUUCGUGCUGCGGGUCACAGACGCGCUGGGCCGGGAAGUGAUGACCAUGCAGAGGCCAUUCAAGUGCACCUGCUGCUGCUACUGCUGCUGCCCGGACACGCGCCAGGAGAUGGAGGUGCAGUGUCCCCCUGGCGUCACCCUGGGCUUCAUACGGGAGCGGUGGUUCCCGUGCCAGGGAGUGUUCGUCAUCCAGAACGAGAAGAGAGAAGCCCUGCUGAACGUCGUGGGGCCCUGCAUGACCUACCGCUGCUGCGCCGACUCCGCCUUCCAGGUGACAAACCUAGUGGGCAUGUUCGCUGGAAGCAUUAGUAGGAAGUGGACUGGAGUAUUGGCCGCCUCGGUGGACGCUGACCACUUUGAAAUCGACUUCCCCUUAGGCCUGGACGUGAAGUUGAAAGCUCUGAUUUUUGGUGCCUGCUUCCUCAUUGACUUCAUGUAUUUUGAACAGUCUGCACAGUCUCACCAUCAAUCACACUCUCAUCACUGAGAUGAGAUGAUGGAAGCAGCCAAUGAACAAUUAUUGUGAAUUAAAAAGAAGAAAACAGAUACCUU